This is a messenger RNA of Erythranthe guttata (spotted monkey flower), 2489 nucleotides long. Lineage: Eukaryota; Viridiplantae; Streptophyta; Magnoliopsida; Lamiales; Phrymaceae. The record is from RefSeq and is a predicted model, not a curated record.
AUGAAUCUUCGAAUGAAAAAGACGAACGGAAAAUUCUACUUCAUCAAUGAAACGCAGCGAUUGGAACUAUACCUCGAACAAACCAGUUCUGAUCUGGUAAUGGAGCGGAUCGAAGGCGAUUUUGAGCUGUUCGCGGGGGGACACAAUUCGCCGGAGCUUGUUUCUUGUAGUGCCAGCACACUCACCACCAUUCAAUCUGUACUCGAAGAUGCCGAAAUGAAGCAACCCGAAAGCAGAGCCAUACAAAACUGGCUGAUCAAGCUCAAUGAUCUUACGUAUGAGAUUGAUGACAUUUUGGAUGAGUGUGCAACUGAAUUCUCGAAACUGAAGCGCAAAAGCAGCAAAUUAAGUCGUUAUAUUAGUUUGAAGGUGAUCCUAUUGCGGCACAAGAUCGGAAGAAGGAUGAACCAAGUCACUCGAAAAUUGGACGCGGUUGCUGCAGAACGUGCAAACUUCCAUUUACGUGAGAUGAGUAUUAAUGCAGAGAGGUCAACCGAGUUCACUGCCACACGUGAGACUGGUCCCGCUUUGAACGAGUCUCAUCACGUAUAUGGCAGGGAAAGAGAUACAGAGAAGAUUGUAGAGAUCUUGGUCAACCACGUUCGCGGAAAUGAAGAGAUCUCGAUUCUGCCUAUAAACGGUGUUGGAGGCCUUGGCAAGACCACUCUUGCUCGAUUAGUAUACAAAGAUCGACGUGUCAUUCACCAUUUCGACAAAAGAAUUUGGGUUUGUGUCUCUGACGAUUUUGAUCUGAAAACUUUGUUGAAAGCCAUGAUUGAAUCCGGGGGUGGAAAUGCUUCAGAUUUAAUGCACUUGGGUUCUUUACAGCGCGUGCUAUGGGAGUUGCUCAACCAAAAGAGAUACUUGCUUGUAUUGGAUGAUGUUUGGAACGACGAUCAAGACAAGUGGUCUCAGUUAAGAGAUGUUUUGGCUUGUGGCUUGAGUGGGAGUUCGAUUAUCGUCACCACACGAUUAAAAAAGGUUGCUGAAAUAAUGCGAACCCUUCCACCACAUUACUUGACUGGAUUGUCGGAAGAGCAUUGCUGGAUGCUUCUCCGAGAACGUGCAUUCGGCCAGGGUAAUAAAGAGUUAUCUCCCAAGCUGGAAGCCAUUGGUAGGCAGAUAGUGAACAAGUGUUCUGGUGUCCCUUUGGAUGCCAAGGCGCUUGGAGGUUUGCUGCGAUUUAAGAGGACAGAAAAGGAGUGGAUUUACGUAAAAGAAAGUGAAAUGUGGGAAUUACCUGAAGAAGAAAAUUUGAUACUGCCAACCCUAAGAUUGAGUUAUCAUCAUCUUCCGUUAGCAUUGAGACAAUGUUUCGCUUAUUGUGCAGUAUUUCCCAAGGAUUCUCGUAUUCAGAAAGAAGAAUUGAUCUUUUUGUGGAUGGCGCAUGGAUAUAUUUCAUCAAAGAGGGUAAUGGAAGUGGAGGAUGUCGGGGAAGAAAUAUGUAACGAGCUAGUGUUGAGAUCACUUUUGCAAUGUGAUACAGAUCCGGAUACAAACAAACCCACUCUCAUCAUGCAUGAUCUUGUUCACGAUCUCGCCCGGUCAAUCCUGGAGAAUGAAAUUCCUAGAACACAAGUGCUAAGGAAUGUCAGAAAUGCAUCUUACAGCAAAAUCAGGCAAGUAAAUUUGCGAAGAAAGUUGAUGGCAUUUCCAACAAGUAAUAAACCUGAGAUGGACAUGUCUUUCGUAUUAACAAACUUUUGUCGUUUAAGAAUAUUAGAUGCUAGUUGGACAGGGGUAGUAGAUUUGCCCCGUGCACUAGGCAAACUAAAACACUUGAGACACUUGAACUUGUCUGGAACUGGAAUUCGUACCCUACCAAAAUCAUUGUGUAGUCUAUUGAAUUUGCAGGUCUUGAACUUGGAUGAUUGCAAAGAGCUUGUGGCUUUACCCAAGAAGAUGAGAUACUUAGUGAAUCUCCGUCAUCUGUAUUUGGAAUCAUGCACGUCGUUGAAGGAGAUGCCGUCUAAAAUUGGAAAACUUAUCGGCCUUAGAACAUUGAGCCUGUUCAUAGUGGGUCGUAAUAGAGGUAAUCGACUUGAAGAAUUGGAAUGCUUGAAGCUGUGUGGCGAUCUUAAAAUCCGCCAUCUGGAAAGAGUGGAAAAUCCAACAGAUGCAAAGAAGGCAAAUCUUGCUGCAAAAGAAAAUCUUCGUGUGUUGUGGUUACUUUGGGAACGUGAGAAAAUUGCAUCCAAAUCAGGAGGAGAAGAGAUAGAUGAGAAGGUGCUUGAAGCACUCGAACCUCACCGAAAUCUCGAGUAUUUAGUGAUAAAGGGCUUCGCCGGUAGGUGUUUUCCAGUUUGGAUGUCAAGUCCGAAUCUGGACAAAGUGGUCGAUUUUAUUUAUCAGAUUGCCGGAAUUGUUCGCAUCUUCCACAACUGGGAAAUCUACCCCAUCUUAAAUCCUUGCUCAUACGUAAUGUGGCGGGGAUCGAGUACAUUAUUGAGGAUCCAACAAUAAGCGACCGAGUCCGACAGUACUUCCCA